This is a messenger RNA of Phalacrocorax carbo (great cormorant), 1758 nucleotides long. Lineage: Eukaryota; Metazoa; Chordata; Aves; Suliformes; Phalacrocoracidae. The record is from RefSeq and is a predicted model, not a curated record.
UUUUUAUGUCUGCUCUCUAGAUCCGUGUUUACUCUGCUCCCAGCCGCCAUUACUUCCCUGAGCGUCCUUCCCUGGCAGGGCCACAGCUCCUGCCGACAGUGCCAGGAGCGAGGUUUUGAGGAGCAAUGACAGAAGUGAAGAGAGAGGUGUUUGGGCAGAUGCCCCAGGAAGAAGGAGGAGGAGUGGUGGAAAAGUUCAUCUUAAAGUCAGACAGCAUGAAAGUGGAGAUCCUGUCCUUAGGGUGCAUAAUCGCCGCUCUGGAGACAAAAGACAGGGAUGGGGAGUUUUCAGAUGUUGUCCUAGGCUUUGACACUUUAGAAGGUUACAUGAAGAAGCACCCGUUCUUCGGUGCUGUUGUGGGGCGUGUUGCCAACAGGAUUGCAAAGGGGAGGUUCACUGUCGACGGGAAGGAGUAUCAGCUGACCCUCAACGAUGGGCCCAACAGCCUGCAUGGAGGAGCCAGAGGAUUUGACAAGGUACUCUGGAGCCCCCAGGUCCUCCCAAACGGCGUCUGCUUCUUCCGUCUCAGCCCUGAUGGUGAAGAAGGCUACCCUGGUGACCUGAAAGUCUGGGUGACCUAUACACUCAGUGGUGGGGAGCUGACCAUCAACUACCGAGCCCAGACCAGCAAAACAACACCCAUCAGCCUGACAAACCAUGCAUACUUCAACCUCGCAGGGCAGGGUUCACAGGAUAUCUACAACCACGAGAUUUCUAUUGAAGCAGAUUCCUACCUGCCUGUGGAUGACACCAAGAUCCCUACUGGGGAGGUGGCAGCCGUGCAGGGCACCAGCUUUGAUCUCCGGUGGCCCGUGGAUCUGGGGAAGCACUUGCAGAAGUUUCACCUGGAUGGCUUUGACCACAACUUCUGCCUGCAGCAGGCGCAAGCUCGACGCCUCGUGGCCAGGGCUCGCCACCCACCCACCGGCAGGGCCAUGGAGGUUCACACCACCCAGCCUGGCAUCCAGUUUUACACCGGGAACAACCUGGAUGGCUCCCUGAAGGGCAAAGGUGCCAUUGUGUACCCCAAGCACUCGGCUUUCUGCCUGGAAACCCAGAACUGGCCCGACGCUGUCAACAAGCCCCACUUCCCCAAUGCCCUACUCCAGCCGGGUGAGGAAUACAACCAUACCACAUGGCUUGUGUUCAACACUGCUUAAGGAAAGGGGAUGCUGACUCCUACCACCGAGAGGGCAGCCAUCAAACCAAUAGAGUAGGCCCAGGAACAGGCUGGGCCAAGAGCAGAACCAUCUCCUUCAGAGCAGAGCUUCAGUUUACUCUUGUUCUCCUAUGACAACUCACCAAGGACAUCCAAUCAACCUAUGUCAGCCAUGCUACCUGGGCAAGGUGGCACAAAGCACAAGCUGCAUUCACUUACUAUGGAAGGAUUAAACUGCAACUUAAGAGAACAAAUGACAUCCUGUGUUCCUUUAAAAUUUGAUCGUCACCCUUAUGGCACGUUUCUUGGUACAAAAUAAUUCUGACAGGUGUGUAUCUCAAAUUUAAUUCAGCUUCUGCAGACUGACACUUUGCUAUUCAACAAAGCUGGAAACAGCUGUAAUGCUCACAGCCCUAGCAAGCCCUUCAAGACUUGCCUGGCUAUAUGCAUUAAUGCUUUAAACACACUACCGGAAGGGCAUCCUGAUUUCUCUAAAAAUUAAUAAGAAGAAUCCACAGUCUCGUGUGCGCCACACAAAGAAACUUUUCCGAUUAAUUAUAAAUUUGUUUGCUAUGUUAGCUGUUAAUGCAACCUGAUCA